Messenger RNA from Fomitiporia mediterranea MF3/22, 3389 nucleotides. RefSeq lists its product as uncharacterized. The record is from RefSeq and is a predicted model, not a curated record. NCBI's taxonomy places the organism in Eukaryota, Fungi, Basidiomycota, Agaricomycetes, Hymenochaetales, Hymenochaetaceae. Gene Ontology annotation, biological process: transcription elongation by RNA polymerase I; DNA-templated transcription; regulation of mRNA 3'-end processing. Gene Ontology annotation, cellular component: nucleus. The transcript has 8 exons. The coding region runs from base 18 to 3389 and encodes 1123 amino acids.
ACUCUCGUUGCGCAAUCAUGGUCAGCUCGCGCAGCAAGUCUGCAGCAGAAGCCGCAGCAAACAGGCGGACGACGCGAUCCGCUGCGGCGAGUGGCGUUGGGCCUGCUCCGCCAGAUGUUUCAAUGAUUGAACAACAGGAAACCAAAUCUGCACCGAAGAAGGCUGCACCGAAGAAGUCGGUGGCUAAGCCUAUCCCCUCUAAGCCCCCUCCUUCGACUGUAAGCUCAGCUGCAAAGUCUGUCUCGAAGGGAAAGAAGAAGGGUGGUAAUGAGACGUACUGCAACUGUGACGGGGAGGACGAUGGCUCACCGAUGGUCAAAUGUGAAGGCCCAUGUCAGAAGUGGUAUCACUUUAAAUGCGUUGAGUUAGACGAGGAGACUGCAGGAGAGAUUGAAAAGUAUUAUUGCCGUGACUGUGAAGCAAGCACUGGUCUUAAGACAGUUAUGGACUUCGAAGGGCCAGAUGCCUUUGUUGAACCCAACCCUUCUCCUCCAGUCACGAAGAAGGCGCGUAGCAAGACUCCGGUAGAACAAGGUGAAGAAGUUGUUGAAAGUCCCGAAGAAAGUGACGGCGCCGGCUCGGAAGAUGAUUAUGUAGCUGAACCAGUAGGUAAGCGGAAUAGGUCAGGUAAACGACCGGCACGCCACACGUCUUUCGAGUCUGACAAGUCUGAGUCUGAUGACGAGGAAGAUGAUGAUGCAGACGGAGGGCGUCGCCGACGUGGUACGAGAAGCGGCGGGGCACUGAAACGACUCAAGAAGGCAUCGGCGUCACCUGCUCCAGAGUCAAGCUCAGCGUUGAAACGACGAGGUUCUACAGCACAGCAACCCGCAGCUAAAAGGUCAAAGACUGCCGAGUCUCCACACGACGAUGCUAUCCGCAAGUACUGUUUGACAAAGCUAGACGAGAUUAUACGACCGAUGUUUGAAGAGUACCGCACGCAGGUUGAUCCGCAAGGCGAGAAAGUUGAAGAACAAGUGAAGACCGAGGAAAACAAAGACGAGGAGCCUUCUACUUCCGACUCUAUAGACAAGGUUAAGGAUGACAUCGAUCAGAAAGUGAAAGCCUUUGUAUACGAACUAGAACGCUGCAUGAUGGAAACAUAUGCAGAGCCAGACAAGACAGGAAAGCCCAGUGCAGGCAGAAACUACAAGGAACGCUUCCGCAUGUUACAGUUUAAUUUGCCAAAGCCAGACCGAGUUGCGCUCCGGCAGGGCAUUGCCUCGGGUCGAAUAACACCCGCACAGCUCAAUGUCAUGUCUUCCACCGAUCUUGCCGACGAACAGACUAAGCAUGAGAUCGAGCUUGCGGAGAAGGAAGCUCUCGAACACUCUAUUCUGCAGAGGGUCAUCGCACCUCGAGCGAAGAUAACUCAUAAAGGUUACGAAACCAUCGAGGAUGUAUCUGGCCAGCGUGCCAGUGAUCUAGCGAAGGAGGAAGAAGAGCAACGAAUGGAAAUGGAAAAGCUGGAGCGUGAAAAGUUGGCUCGUCUACGCUCCCUCUCGCAAGCCGAAGGAUCUCCUAUGGUAGAACAGUCACCUCUGUCUGCUACCUUUCCGAAAGCGAGUUCGCCGGCCGUUUCGAACGCCCCGCGCUCGCAAGUGCCAUGGGGUGCUCCACCUCCGCCUCCUCACCAACCUCAGCAGGGAGACGUACCGCCGGAAUCUCCUUCCUCUAGCAGGCCAUCCGUUCGGCCGCUCUUCGUACCAUCCAUGAGCAGCGACUACGCAUCGACAGACCAGGGCCUCAGUCUCGCAGACAUCAUCAACAUUGAUGACGACGUCUCUGCGCAGGAUACCUCUCAAUCGAAUCCACAACUGCGAAUGAGUGCUCAAGCCAAUGCAGAAGCAGGACCUAGCUCUUCGCCGAUUAUAACAAGUCCCUCUGGGCCGUCUCCAUUUGCACCCUCAAAACCAGCCCAGUCUCCGAACCGUUCCGCCUUUGACCUGAAUUCCCUCUGGACUGGUGCAGCCAGGGAAGAGGAGCAGACUGGCGAGACAGAAAGUAACAGUCCAGGACUUGCUGUUGGUAGUUCAGCACCGCCGGAAAGUGCGAUAGAAGAACAAGGUGACGCUAUGGAGAUCGAUAGUAACAACGAAGACGACGAAGAAGCACUGGAUGCGAUACUGCAGCAAAGUGCACCCGUCCCUCAAAGUGAUGAACCUCCGGCUCCGCAACCCGCUCCGGCAGUCGAAAGCUUACCAGACGUUUGGUCUGGACAAGUUUCUAUGCCAAGAGAGAGCUUUGACACGUUGACGAUAGAUGUUACCUGUAAACAAGUGGGCGGGCGAACGCUCGAACCUAUGUCAGGAUAUUGGCAAACUUUAUUCACGUCUCCUCAAGCCCGCAUCGACGGUCGUGUCCCUACUGCACAGGCAGUUCAAUAUCUUGUUUCAAUACGGAUGAAUUCAUCAAAGGAGCUUAUUGUAGUGAAUUUCUUACCGAGGACCGAUCAGGCCUUGGCAAGUUUUAACGAAUUGAUUGACUUUUUGAUUGGAAAAGACCGACACGCCUUAGUUUUUCCGUGGGGUACUCAGCCGAAACCACAGGCGCCUGGACGAGAGUUGUACAUCAUCCCACUUCUAAAAGACCAACCACUUCCAGAGUUCAUCGAGUUACUGGACGACCAUUGCCUCCCGAAGGAAAGGACAUCAAAUGCACUCCUCGGAGCUUUUGUAUUGAACAAGGGGAAACUAGUCGCCGCUACCCCUCCUCCUGCAUCAGUCCCCCCAGUACCAGCACCCGGAUCAGUACCGACACCGUUUCCUUCGAUACCAAAUAUACCUUUUCAGAUGCCCAAUAUUCCUAUUCCACCCACAGUCCCUGCAUCUCAUUCCCCCAAUCCUCACGCACAGCCUGUGAAUAUUGAUCAGGCAGCCCUAGCAGCAGAAGUGGCGUCGUUGACACAGGAGCAAAUCUCUCUCAUGAUACGGCAUUUGUCGCAGAGUGUGCCUUUAGCUGCUUCGAUGGGUAUUGCUGGACAGAAUCCCGUUGGGACAUCAGUACCGGGUGUAACAUCCGUACCUGCUCCGCCUGUACUGCCUUCUACGUAUCCUAUUCCUGGCAUGCCCCCCUUCCCUCCUACUUUCCCACCAGCGCACCAACAGUCCCCACAACCACCCUCGGGACAGCACUCCCCUCCACGCCAAUAUUCGCCCCCACAUCCUCCGGGUCAGUAUGGAGAUUAUCACAGUGACGAGCGAGAAGACCGACACCGGGAUUUCGGGCGGGACGGUCAUUCUGGACGCGGAGGGCGAGGAUGGAGUGGCGACCGAGGAAGACGAGGUGGGAGGGGACGCGGAAAACGGCACUAUGACGAUAAGAAUGGGCGAACGCCUCCGGCUGAUCGGGGUUGGGGUGGUCGAGGACGAGGCGGUGGACCAAGGUAG